AUGUCAGUCAAGCAGCAAGAGCAUGAGAGUCUAGCUGAUUAUAUCAAAAGAUUCAGUGAAGAAUCCCUGAAAAUCUCUAACCUCCAAGACGGGGUAGCAUUCACCGCUUUGAUGUUAGGACUUUGGCCUAAAAAUUUCAGAUGCUCCUUGGUCGAGAAUGAAGUCACCAAAGUUAUGAGUCGUACCCGGAAGUUCAUACAAGCCUCGGACAUCUAUAAACCAGUACCCAAAAAGUUGAAAAAAAGAAACGAAGAAGUCCCUUACCGGGAAUCCAACAAGAGCACUAAGAGCAACCAACAACUCCUCCCGAGAGCUACAGAUCAUGGGAACGAUCCACACCUCAACAAGAAUCAACGGGAGAUCUACCUGGAUAUAAAGCACAAUCAUACCACCAAAGACUGUCGGGAUUUGAAGAAGGCUUUGGAUCACCUGGCUGAUCAAGGAAAAUUGAACAGUUACAUCAAGCAUUCUCGGGAAGAGAAGGGGAAGGAGAAGGAAGCAAAAAACGACAGUGAUAACACCGAUGGGUAUGUCGCGGUAAUUGCUAGGGGCCAUGCCUCAGGGGGCCUAUCCGGUCGAGCCCGCAAAGCCCACCUCCAGUCAAUGAAGCAUCAUGUUCUGGAAGUUGAGCCAACAAAGGUGGGGUGUCACGUCAUGACAUUUGGGGAGCCUGACCGGCACAUUCACACACCCCAUGACGACACCCUUGUCAUAGAAAUUAAAAUCUCCAAUUCCCGGGCUAAAUGGAUUCUUGUUGACAGUGGCUCAUCAGCAGACAUCAUCACCUUGGACAGCUUACGCAAGCUCAAGUACAACGAGAAGGAUGUAAAAUCGACUAGUCAGCUGCUGAUUGGCUUCAGGGAAGAAUCUGUAUUCCCUGUCGGAUUCGUAAAACUAGCAGUAAGGCUCAGGGAGAGAGAGGAAAGGAUAGAAGCCUACCAGUCGAAUUCUUAG
Beta vulgaris subsp. vulgaris (sugar beet) is the source of this 954-nucleotide messenger RNA. RefSeq lists its product as uncharacterized. The record is from RefSeq and is a predicted model, not a curated record. The coding region runs from base 1 to 954 and encodes 317 amino acids. NCBI's taxonomy places the organism in Eukaryota, Viridiplantae, Streptophyta, Magnoliopsida, Caryophyllales, Amaranthaceae. The transcript is spliced from 2 exons.